This is a messenger RNA of Drosophila rhopaloa, 1102 nucleotides long. It is a transcript of the gene Orc6, whose product is annotated as origin recognition complex subunit 6. Gene Ontology annotation, cellular component: nuclear origin of replication recognition complex. The coding region runs from base 188 to 955 and encodes 255 amino acids. The record is from RefSeq and is a predicted model, not a curated record. Gene Ontology annotation, biological process: DNA replication initiation; DNA replication. The transcript has 2 exons. NCBI's taxonomy places the organism in Eukaryota, Metazoa, Arthropoda, Insecta, Diptera, Drosophilidae. Gene Ontology annotation, molecular function: DNA binding.
AUCUUAAUUAGAAUAUUUUUAAAUAAGAGGUAAUUGGUUUUGGAUCUAGUUCAAAUAAGCAACUAUCGAAUUUUGCUCGAUAACAAUCAAGCAGUGUUAUCGCUUACAGCUGAUGCAGUUCGCGCCAUAAAUUGUUUGUGAUUUAACGCUCGACAACUAAAAAUAAAUUCCAUUAUUUAUAAGUGAAAUGACUACGCUAAUAGAACAGUUAAUCACCAAAAUGGGACUGCGCGAGGAGCCCAACGUAAUGGAGAAAACCACCGAGUUGGUGCGUCUGCUGGAGCUGCGCUCCACAAAUGUGCCACUGCAGAUCAAUGAGUAUGGAAAAAUAGUCUUGUGCGCGGAUCUAGCAUCCUGCCUGCUGGGCAUCGGGUUCGACAAGGAGCAGGCCCUGAAGUUGUCCGGAUUGCGAAAGAGCCAGUACCUCAACAAUAAGCGGAUGUUCGAAAAACUUCUUGACCUAAACAAACUGGCCAGCGUGAACGACAUCUGCGUACAGCUGAGCCUCAAUGAGGUGUCCCGCAAGGCGGAAGAGCUGAUGACCCUCUUUAAGGCCGUGGCGGCCACAGAGGACACCGGCACCGACACCACCCAUCCGCAGUACGCAGCCAUGGCCGUCUUCCAGGCCUGCCGCUUGCUCAAGAAGAAGGUCUCCAAGUCGAAGCUCAUGCCCUUCAGCAACCUGCGGCCCACACAGUUCCAGCAGCUCGAGCAUCAGUGGGAUCGCAUGAUAGCCAAGCACCACAAGGAGGGCAAAGUACCGGCCACCUCCGAUCUGGAAGCCAAACUUAAGCAGAGCCAGCAGGAGAACAUCAAGGACCAGGAGGCUAGGAAGGCACAAAAGCCUCAGGCGGAGGACUAUGAGAUAUGGAAGGCACGAAUGCUGGCCGCAGCCCAAGCCAAACUGAAGGAGUUGGAAGCUUCCCAACCGGAUAACCAGCUCGUCGAGGUUUAGAAUUUUUGUUUUUAGCUUUUAACCGUGUCAUGUGAAAUCCAGUUUUAUCUCUUAAUAGUGCUUAUUUAUUACACUCAUCAUUAUCGUUAGUUCUAGGUUAAAUCGACAAAAUAAAUUGUCAUUCAUAGUAAGUGAUUAAUAAUGUUA